Messenger RNA from Ctenocephalides felis (cat flea), 576 nucleotides. RefSeq names its product 40S ribosomal protein S15Aa. The record is from RefSeq and is a predicted model, not a curated record. NCBI's taxonomy places the organism in Eukaryota, Metazoa, Arthropoda, Insecta, Siphonaptera, Pulicidae. Gene Ontology annotation, biological process: translation. The transcript has 3 exons. Gene Ontology annotation, cellular component: ribosome; cytosolic small ribosomal subunit. The coding region runs from base 145 to 537 and encodes 130 amino acids. Gene Ontology annotation, molecular function: structural constituent of ribosome.
AUAAGUCGCAGGUAAUCUAAGCAAUCCGCAAACAAGAUUAGCAUUAGGUUUCGAAAAACGUAAAAGGAGUUUAUGAAAACGUGGUUUUUUAGUGUAUAAUACUAAUAUUUUGUCUAGUUUGAAAAUAAGAAUAACUCUAAAACCAUGGUGCGAAUGAAUGUUUUAAGUGAUGCUCUCAAGUCGAUCAACAAUGCUGAGAAAAGGGGCAAACGCCAGGUGCUUCUGAGGCCAUGCUCUAAAGUUACUAUUAAAUUCCUCACUGUGAUGAUGAAACAUGGUUAUAUUGGUGAAUUUGAAAUCGUUGACGACCACAGAUCUGGCAAAAUUGUAGUAAAUUUAACUGGCAGAUUAAACAAAUGUGGAGUAAUUUCACCUAGAUUUGAUGUUCCAAUUAAUGACAUUGAAAAAUGGACAAACAAUUUGUUACCUUCCCGUCAAUUUGGGUAUGUAGUCUUAACAACGAGUGGUGGUAUUAUGGAUCAUGAAGAAGCUAGGCGUAAACAUUUGGGAGGCAAAAUAUUAGGAUUCUUCUUUUAAGCUGUAUUAUGUCCUGAAUAAAUCAGAUUUCUACAACAA